Messenger RNA from Pelobates fuscus (common spadefoot toad), 1641 nucleotides. It is a transcript of the gene RLBP1, whose product is annotated as retinaldehyde binding protein 1. The record is from RefSeq and is a predicted model, not a curated record. Lineage: Eukaryota; Metazoa; Chordata; Amphibia; Anura; Pelobatidae. Bases 255 to 1208 code for a protein of 317 amino acids. Gene Ontology annotation, cellular component: membrane. The transcript has 8 exons. Gene Ontology annotation, molecular function: phosphatidylinositol bisphosphate binding.
AUUUAAUUAAUAAGCCUGACUGAGUAAUGCCUUGUGACGCCUAAUCCGAACCCAAUGACUAUAGAAAGCUUUCCACUGGAUUCCACUGGAGGACACAGAUCUUGGGUACUUUCCAUAGGUUUCCACUGCUAGUUUAACGUUUUAUUUAUUACCUUGUGUUGGUGUCAAACAGCCUUCACAUCCCAACGCUGACUUUUUUCUCUGCCCUACUUUCCGCUGUUCAACGCUUCUUGCGUGGACAUAGAAGACGUGCAAUGUCGGAAAUUACAGGAACAUAUCGUAUUGUGUCUGAGGAGGAGCAGUCACUUCGUGCCAAGUUAGAGCGUCUCACAACUAAAGACCAUGGCCCCGUGUUUGGUAGAUGUGAGAGACUCCCAGAGCACACUGUGCAGAAGGCCAAAGAUGAGUUGAACGAGACAGAUGAGAAUCGUGACUUAGCCGUGAAGGAACUUCGGGACUUGGUUCAAGAAAAAGCCAAUGCAGGGGACGAUCUAUGUAAAGCAGUGGCUGAAAGGGUGAACCAGAAAGAAGACAGCUUCUUCUUGAGAUUUAUACGAGCCCGUAAAUUUGAAGUAAAUCGAGCUUACGAACUUCUGAAAGGUUAUGUAAAUUUCCGACAGCAAUAUCCAGAGCUGUUUGAAAACCUGACACCAGAGGCGGUUCGAAGCACUAUUGAAGCUGGUUACCCAGGGAUUUUGUCUAGUAGAGAUAAGAAUGGUAGAGUCAUACUCCUUUUUAAUAUUGAAAACUGGGACUACGAAGAGAUCACUUUUGAUGAGAUACUCCGUGCCUACUGCAUUAUUUUGGAGCACCUGCUGGAAAACGAGGAGACACAAAUUAAUGGGUUCUGUAUUAUUGAGAACUUCAAAGGGUUCACAAUGCAGCAAGCAUCGGGUAUUAAACCAUACGAGUUGAAGAAAAUGGUGGACAUGUUACAGGACUCAUUUCCAGCAAGGUUUAAGGCUGUUCACUUUAUACAUCAGCCCUGGUACUUCACCACAACCUACAAUGUUGUGAAGCCAUUUUUGAAGAGCAAACUACUAGAGAGGGUUUUCGUGCACGGAGAUGAUCUGGAGAGUUUCUACAAGGAGAUAGAUGCAGACAUCCUCCCGGCUGACUUUGGAGGGAAUCUGCCAAAAUACGAUGGACGAGUUAUUGCCGAGACACUCUUUGGAGCAAAAAAUGAAUCUGAGGACACAGCUCUAUAAAUUGGUUUAGGUCAAAUAAUAAGUGCUAUAACCGUGUAGCUUUCUUAGCAAGUUCUAGAAAUUAAAAUCAAAUUUGAACGUCAAAGUACAGACAUCAAGACUGUGAUGGCCGACACUGAGAAAGUACUUUGAAUGUAGAUGUACAGAAGUAGGUUGACCCUUUUUUGCUAGUUUAUACUCUGCAGGGGUUGGCUACCUUUGGAACUCCAGAUGUUGUUGACUACAUCUCCCAUAAUGCGCUUACAUAAUGCUAGCAAAGCUUCAUUGGGAGAUGUAGUACACAUCAUCUGGAGUGACGAAUGUCACUGAUGUAGGGAUUACAGAGAGUAGUCUUGACUAUCUGGGGAGAUAAUGAUAUCUUGAAAAGUUUAUCCUUGUGCAUUAAUUAAUCCAGAAAACAUAUAUAGGUUGAUAAACAUUGUGACAACAGUGA